Molecule: messenger RNA, 2241 nt
Organism: Salvelinus sp. IW2-2015
Lineage: Eukaryota; Metazoa; Chordata; Actinopteri; Salmoniformes; Salmonidae
Gene: uap1l1
Product: UDP-N-acetylglucosamine pyrophosphorylase 1, like 1
Biological process (GO): UDP-N-acetylglucosamine biosynthetic process
Molecular function (GO): UDP-N-acetylglucosamine diphosphorylase activity
Source: RefSeq, a predicted model, not a curated record
ACACACUCUCCUCUUCUCGCGCUCGCCAGAACGCGCAUCCCCCACACAAACUCCUCCCCCAACAGAACUGUUUCGCCGUGUUGAAAUCGAAUACUUUAAAAAUACACCCUUCCUUCUUUCCUUGGCGCGAUCAAACGAUUUCCACUCAAAGUAGUGUUUAUAUCUCUCCGGGGCUGCAGUUGGAUACUGUAGUCAUUGUACAGUGUUUGUAAUAUGGCAAGCCAACCACUGAAAGAAAACCGGAUCUAAAACUAAAAUGUUUCUUCAUAUUUUGAUGAAUGCGCAGCUGUGUGGUUUUGCUUUGUCUAGCCACAGGCAGGCAGCAACUCAAAUUUAAUCACAAGACAGCCUUUGUGUAUUUUGCUCUUUCCUCCUGAGUCCUGCACAAGUCACGAGUUCCUGACGAAGGGAGUAACAAACCGACGAUAGACCAAAUCAAACUAACCUUUACCACUGCUGUGUAACAUGGUAUAUAGGUGAACGUGUUUCUUCUGAAUAUUAGGUCGUGAAAAUGCUUUCAUUUGAGGAAAUAAAAUCUUCUUUAGAUCAUGCAGGACAGUCUCACGUCCUGCAAUUUUGGUCUGAACUUUCUGGGGAUGACAAAAGCACUUUUCUGGUUGAGUUGUCUCAGUUGGACUUAAAUGAAUUGCGCGAGCACUGUGAACGGGCGGCGGAGUCUGCUAAAACUGAUCAUUCCGCAACAGCCGCGGACCAGCAAAUUGAGCCAGUAUCUUCAGAAUUCAUCGGGAGCAUUCGGAAGAGUGAUCACACAGCCUUAACUGGCUGGGAAAAUGAAGGGUUUUUGCAAAUUUCCCAGAACAGAGUGGCUGUGCUGCUGUUGGCUGGUGGCCAGGGGACCCGUCUUGGUGUUCCAUACCCCAAAGGGAUGUACAAUGUGGGUCUCCCGAGCAGCAAAACUCUGUAUCAAAUCCAGGCAGAGCGCAUCUGCAAAAUACAGGAGCUGACGAAUGCAAAGCAUGGAUCAAAGUGCACAGUACCAUGGUACAUCAUGACCAGUGAGUUUACCCUGGAUCCUACCAAGAAGUUCUUCCAGGAGAAUAAGUACUUUGGUCUGGAUCCCUCUGACGUGGUCAUGUUCGAGCAAAGGAUGAUCCCUGCUGUGACCUUUGAUGGAAAGGUCAUCCUACAGGACAAAGGGAAGAUAGCUAUGGCCCCAGAUGGAAACGGUGGCCUGUACCGAGCUCUGGUGGAUAACAAGGUACUUGAGAACAUGGAAAAGAGGGGUGUGGAGUACCUCCACGUCUACUGUGUAGACAACAUCCUGGUCAAAAUGGCCGACCCCGUCUUCAUUGGUUUCUGCGUGAGCAAAGGAGCAGACUGCGGUGCCAAGGUAGUUGAGAAGGCGUACCCAGCGGAGCCAGUGGGCGUGGUGUGCAAGGUGAAGGGGGUGUACCAGGUGGUGGAGUACAGCGAGCUCCGCCCAGAGACGGCCGAGCAGCGAGACCCAGGAGGAGACCUGGUGUACAGCGCAGGAAACAUCUGCAACCACUUCUUCACACGGCCCUUCCUCAACGAAGUGGCACAGAAGUUUCAGGGCCAGCUGAAGCAGCACGUGGCACUUAAGAAAGUCCCUUUUGUGGACAGAGAAGGAAACCUGGUGAAACCCACCAAGCCCAAUGGGAUCAAAAUGGAGAAGUUUGUUUUUGAUGUCUUUCAGUUUUCAAGGAAAUUUGUGGCAUUUGAGGUUCUGAGAGAGGAAGAAUUCUCGCCAUUGAAAAAUGCUGAUGGGGCACCUCUGGACACUCCUACCACAGCCAGACAAUCCUUACUGGCACAGCACUACCGCUGGGCGGUGGCUGCAGGAGCCAGCUUCCUGGAUGCCCAAGGGAAAUCCCUACCUUCUAGACCCAGGGUGACACGGGAUGAAGACCCACCAGCUGUCUGUGAGAUCUCCCCGCUGGUGUCUUUCUUCGGAGAGGGUUUGGAGCAGCUGCUGGGACAGAAGGUCCUGACGACUCCCUUCCUUCUGGAUGAGAACAGGGCAAAAGAACUCCUCCAGGCCCAGUAGCUAGCUCUACAGUACACUGUUCCCAUCAGAUGGGCUUACCUCUUGAGCAGUUGAGCCUGUUGAUAUGAGAUGCUCAUUCCUUGGCUGAAUUUCAAAAUGGAGCCCUUUGUUGCCCCUAAUGGCAUGUUUCUCAUAACCAGGGUUGGGUAGGUUACUUUAAGUGUAAUCCGUUAUUAGUUACCUGUCCAAAAUUGUAAUCAUUGACAACUUUU